UGGAUGUUGUGAAGCCGAGUUUCUUCUGUAAUUUUGCUAUAAUUUAUUUUUAAAUUCUUGAGUGUUCUAGGCGAGUACGUAUGGUCUUUGUUGAGUAAAUUGAAUAAAGUUGGCUUGAUAAAUAGAUAUUUGUGAAUUAUCUCGAGACAAAUCUUAUUCGCUGCUCGCACUUCGAUUUCUACAGGAGCACCAUGAAUGAUUAUCGAAGGAAGGUGGCGAACUGUAAUAAUAUAUGUUUUCCAAAAUGCCUGGCUGAUGCUGUUUAUUACAACGCUACUUUAGCAGCCCAGCAUUUAUACGAAAGCUUAACCAACUACUACAAUAGCUUAAAGAACUACUAUGAAGACCCGGCCUGUGAAGAAUCGGAGCAGGAAUGUCUUCCUUGUCCAGAUAAAUUUGAUUUUCCCGUAAAUAACGCAGACAAAAGAAAUAUUUCGACGCAAUCCGAACAUGGACUUGUUUCCAAUUCCGUAGACUUCGUCAGAGCGCCGUUUCCUCCAUGUAACGCCAUGUACGCGGAUCGUAACCACCCAACAAUCUUCUCUUACGCUUAUCUGAAUGAUGGUUAUUGGUUAUUCGCUAAAAGAACUCAACUAAGCUUCGCUAACGAGAUCCUAAUCCCUUAUCCUUUUAAGGACAAAUGCAAUAGGAUAAUAUACCCAUUAAGUGAAAUAGAAUUAAAUUAUGUAUACUACGACAAGAAGCUAAAGGUGACUUAUCCUUUCGCUCUUCAGAGCCAAGUGACGGGAAUGGUUCAUUACAUAGAACCUUUCAUACCGGACGGAGAAAACCAUCUGACCACGAUACUGUGUGGUGUGCAAGACACUAGUUCUGCUUGGAACUAUUUCUUCUUUCCAGUGCUUUUAAGGGAUAAACUUACCAAACAGUUGUAUAGAACAUUACCAUUCGGGGUCAGAGACUCGUAUGGAAACUAUUUAUGCAUAGCAACUAGCAAUACAGUUUUCCCAAAUAAUAAUAAUCUGUGCAAGAAGUCAUCGGAGAAGAAUUAUUGUUACUUCUACGAUGAUAAUAGUACAGAUCUCGCCUACUUCUAUGGUACCUGAGGAAUUAAAAUAUACAUAGCUUUUAUAAGAAUAGAUUUAUAUACAUUUGUUUUUAGUCAUUUUAAGAGAAUACGCGUAUGUGUCUGUGUAGACGUAGAGCAAAGUCUGAAGACGACAAACAUAAAUUCUCGUGUGAACACAAAUCGAAUAGUAAUUGAACGAGUGUAUAAAAUACAAUAUUUAUUUUAUCUGUAGCUGUAAAAGUAAUGUUUGAAGAAGAGUAAUGUGACAUUUUUGUUUAGGCAGCCAUUUUGUAAAAUCCUGUGUAACCUUGAAAAUAUAGUAUUUCUACUACUGCAGAGAAGUAAAUUCUUCCAAGGGAAAAAAAAGUGUGUUUAGUAAACCUACAUCAUUGCAAUUCUAAAUAUACUUGAGUUUGUUGUAACACUGCGAGUAGAAAGUGUAAAAAAAAGAAUAUUUGUUAAAUCGUCACAGCUUCAUUAAACAUAACGAAAUAAAAUUUUA
Molecule: messenger RNA, 1529 nt
Organism: Centruroides sculpturatus (bark scorpion)
Lineage: Eukaryota; Metazoa; Arthropoda; Arachnida; Scorpiones; Buthidae
Exons: 3
Coding region: 192-1064 (290 amino acids)
Source: RefSeq, a predicted model, not a curated record